AUAUUAAUUUUUCUUAUUAUUUAUAAUAAAUAAUAAGUAUAUAAUUUACUUGAUAAACGAGGUUCGGUUGCUCGGUAGAUUUUUAAAAAGUUUAGUAAGAGACAAUAAAACAAAAGGUUACAAAACUCAGGUGCUUGGCAUUCCACCAAGAGCACUCCUUAACUCAGACAACACUUCAUAAAUGCAUCAGCCUGUUGUAUAUUCAUAGAUAUUUAUGCAAAAUUCAAACUCACUCCCCCCAAAGCUGUAAAUCAAUAUUUUUGCUUUUUUUUUUUCCUUGUGGUUCCUUCUUGUCGGUGCACUCCUUGAUAACAAAGAUCAAGAAAUCUUUUUCUUGGAGUUUUGGUGUUUGUUACUUUUGUCUUUAUCAAGAUAGGGUCAUCUAAGAAUGUGAAGAAUUUUUUUAUUAUCUUUUUUGCCAUUCUCUGAGUUAGUUACAUGAACAAAAGCUUUUUACAUCACCAUGUUAUAAUCCAAGAAAAAAAUCUAUUUAUCACACUACUAUUUCUAAGUUCUGUUAAUGGCAGUACUAAAAGAAACUCUAUUCACACAGCAAAGUUUUCCAACGUUCAUUUUAAUAUCUGUGAAAAACCAAUAAUAUAAUAUGUAUUUAAAACAUUCAUAUAAUUAAUGAAUACAGUAAUAAAUAAUAAAUAAGUGGUGUCUCAGGUUGAGAAUUUUAUUUAAAAUUUCUCAGACUUGCAAAAAUCCCUUGCUCUGGGUUGAGCAUGUUGGACAAAAAGUUGAUUAUUGGCAGAGUUCUGCUCUCUGAGUGCUUUAUUUCCCUCUGGUGUGUGUCUGUGCUUUUGUCUGGCCGAGGUUUUUCUGGAGCACAAAGUGCAGCCCAGUGCUCUGGAGUGAAGCCAGGAGUGUUUUGUGGGAGCUGCCUGCUGGGUUUGCUUCUCUUGGAGCUUUUUCACCAAGUCUGAGUGGGAACCAGAGCCCAGGAGCUCUGAAAUUCCAGAUUUCCUCCAACAUCUCCAGUCAAACCUCUCCCAAGCCCACCAAGGGAGAACUUGGAAAACUUCUCUGGAGAAAAAGGAAAACUUUUUAAACUGCCCAGUUCAUCCAAGAAGGCUUUGAAAAAACUGGAGGUCCUGCAGUCUCUGGAAAACUUAGCAAGACCAAAAGCUGAUGUAACAGAAGAAAAGAAGAAGGACACCCUGCAAAGGAGGGAAAUAAGCCAGGAAGAUGUGCAAGAAACAUGGAGAAAUAUCAUCCAGAUCCAUUUACAAACCAUUCUGGGAGUGCCCUCGUUGGAGGAGGUUCUGCAGCCAGCCCAGAUCAUCCCUGAGUUUGUUGUGUACAACAUGAGCAACACCAGCAGGCACGGGGUGGUGAUCCUGCAGGACAAAGCAGAAGACCUCCCUCACUGGGUGCUGUCAGCCAUGAAGUGCUUGGCCUACUGGCCCAGGAACAAUGACAUGAGCCAAGCCACCUACAGUGGCUUCGAGCGGGACGUGUUCAGAACAGUUGCUGAUUAUUUUCUCAGUCUUCCUGAGCCAUUGCUUACUUUUGAAUACUAUGAUCUCUUUGUUAAUAUCUUAGUUAUGUGUGGCUACAUCCAAAUUCCUGGUCUGGGCAGUGGAAAACGUUCUGUCCAAGAGGAGAAAUGUGACCCUCAGCCUUCAAAAACUCUUCACUUGAACUCUUUCAAGUCCACUGAGUGUCUUCUCCUAAGCCUGCUCCUCAAAGAGUCUGAUGAGAAGGAGGAAGGAGAAGCUUCCAGGUUUUCCUCAGAAGAGCUGGGAGCCCAAAACCAGCAUGGAAAGAAAUGGCAGCAGCACAAAGUGCCACGUCAGCAAGGGAGUGCUGGGAAGCUGAUGGGAGGGAGCUGCCAGAAUCUUGCAGGAUUCAGGAAUGGCCAAGAGCCACCUGCAGCAGUUAGGACAAGGUGUCACUCCUUGGAAAGAAUUGGAGCUGCUGCUUCAAGUGUGUGUAACAAAAGAGGAUGUGCCCCCCUCAGGGGAGGUGCUGUGAGCACCCACAGGAGAAGUGAACUGCUGGAGGAGCAGAGAGUGACCUCAGGGGAGGAGCUGGGCUGGGAGAGCUCAGGUCAAGGCCAGAGGCUGAGCAGAGUGCCUGCCCCACCUCCCUGGGCUGCUGGAGCCAAGGGGACCCUGAGCCUGCUGGGCAGGAGGAGCUGCAGGAGCUGCAGUGCCAUCAACAGAGCCAGCGCUGGGAUCGCAGGGCAGCCCUGGGGGCGAGGCAAAGGCAGCUCCUGUGAGGGCUGGGCCAGCAGCACCCAGAGGCUCUGCAGGAGCAGCACAGACCUGGCACAGAGCACAGCAGCCUCUGUCCCCCCCUCCCCCUGUGUGCUGCCUGGCACAAAUCUGCUGCAGCCUCACCUGGAAAGGAUUGCAGUGGAAGCUCUGCAGAUCUGCUGUUUGCUGCUGCCCCCCCCCAGGCGCAGGAAGCUGCAGCUGCUGCUGAGGAUGAUGGGCAGGAUCAGUGGCAAUGUUGACAUGCCAAGGCUGCACGAUGCCAUGGGCACCAGGUCCCUGCUGAUGCAGACGUUCUCCCGCUGCGUCCUGCGCUCGGCUCAGGAGGAGGAUCUGGACGAGCUCCUUUCCACACGGCUGCUCUCCUUCCUGAUGGACCAUCAGCAGGAGAUAUUCCAGCUCCCAACCUACCUGCAGGUGGCUGUGCAGGAUCACCUGGAGUACCUGAGGAGGGCUCAGUGCAAACAGGAAAAAGAAGAAAUUUGUGCCAUCUUGCCAACGUAUUCCUACUGCAAACAAAUCACUCCUCAGGAGUUUGAAGAACAAAAGGUCUCCACCUCACAGGCUGCAGUGGCAGAGCUCCUGGAGAACAUCAUCAAGGAUAAAAACCUUUCUGUGAAGGACAAAAAGAAAAAGUUAAAACAGUUCCAGAAGGAAUAUCCCCACAUCUACGGGCGCCGCUUCCCCCGCACCGAGUCGGAAGCGCUGCUCCUGGAGCACAAACCCACCAUCAAGCAGCCCAUGCUGAGCCUCAGGAAACCCAAAUUUCACAGCCUCAGGUACUGAUCUCACCUCACCUGAGCCACUGCUCCUGCUGGAAGUCUGAGGGAUUCACCAAAGGAAUUGCUGCAGGAGUUUGGUGGCUGCGCUGCAGAAGGAGGAAAUGUUUACAUGGACACUGUGCUGGAAGUGCCAAAAUAUCUUUUUUUGUUCGGUUGUUUUUUGUGCAGAUACUUUGGUGUAACUUCCAAAAGAAAAAAUAUUUAUCUGUUUACAAAUUUUUACAAUAUAUCAGAGUAAGAAAAUGUGAAAAUACACAAAAUUUAUAUAUGCUUUUUUAUGGGAAACUAAUAAUCUGCCUCUUAUUAUAACCUUUAAAUGUCUGGUGAGGAUUUGUGCUGUUUAUUGUAGUUUUUACAUGUGUAUGUGUUGUGACUAAGUGCCUUUUCUAUUCUCAAAAUGUUUGUCUUUAAACAAAGGACCUUCUAUGAGUUCAGGACCAGGAGAGCCAGUUCACCAUAAAUAAAUGAUUGUCUCGCUCCAUAAAUGUUUCUGUUCGUAUCAUCUGUAAAACCCUCAUCAGCUUUUUGAUAUUUAUUUAUAUUAAAAGACUUGAAGUGUA
This is a messenger RNA of Oenanthe melanoleuca, 3564 nucleotides long. RefSeq names its product DEP domain containing 1 (gene DEPDC1). Bases 1311 to 3008 code for a protein of 565 amino acids. The transcript is spliced from 11 exons. Gene Ontology annotation, cellular component: transcription repressor complex; nucleus. The record is from RefSeq and is a predicted model, not a curated record. Gene Ontology annotation, biological process: intracellular signal transduction. NCBI's taxonomy places the organism in Eukaryota, Metazoa, Chordata, Aves, Passeriformes, Muscicapidae.